Ooceraea biroi (clonal raider ant) is the source of this 1395-nucleotide messenger RNA. RefSeq names its product cuticular protein analogous to peritrophins 3-D (gene Cpap3-d). The record is from RefSeq and is a predicted model, not a curated record. Gene Ontology annotation, cellular component: extracellular region. NCBI's taxonomy places the organism in Eukaryota, Metazoa, Arthropoda, Insecta, Hymenoptera, Formicidae. Gene Ontology annotation, molecular function: chitin binding.
CGAGGUGUACUCGAGGCCGACACCUAAGUGCGCGCCAAUCGCCGACUUCGGUCAGUAGUCACAGUCAGUAGCCAAGCUGAAGAGAGUGCCGGAAAGAUGGGCUAUCCAAGGAGCGUGACCCUGCUGCUGGUCUUGGCAGUCCUGGCACGUGCUGAAGGUGCUACCCUAUUUGGAGCUCCACCAUGCCCCGACCCUUAUGGGAUUCAUGCGUACGCCCACCCUGAGGACUGCGGAGCCUUCUUUCUAUGCACGAAUGGCAGUUUAACUUUUGAAUAUUGCGAGAACGGACUUCUCUUCGAUGGACAUGGCUCUGUUUACAACCAUUGCAAUUAUAAUUGGGCCGUUCAAUGCGGUGAUCGUAAAGUCGAUUGGACGCCGAUCAGCAGUCCGGGCUGCGAGUACCAAUUCGGCAUGUAUCCGGAUAGCGAUAGCUGCAGCACCACAUACAGCAAGUGCAUCCACGGUGAAUCGCAUCAGGCACAUUGUGACUCUGGUCUGGUUUACAACGCCAAGACCCACACGUGCGUCUGGCCCGAUGAGCUCAUCCCCUACUGCAACCCCGAAGCCAUAGUCGGAUUCAAGUGUCCGCACAAGCUGCCGCCUCACAGCCCCGCUGCCAAAUUCUGGCCCUACCCAAGAUUCCCUGUGCCAGGUGAUUGCGGCAGAUUGAUCACCUGCGUCGAUGGUCAUCCACGACUUCUCACCUGUGGAGAUGGAAAAUUAUUCGACUCUGUGAGUCUGACCUGCCUGGAUCCUGACGAAGUUCCUCAUUGCAAUGGAGUUUAAGCAUCGAAGUGUAUUCCUGAUUAAUCAUUCAAUCAGUGAUGAAAUCAAGAAACAACAAAACAAUCAAGAAAGAACUACACGUUCAAUAAAAAAUUUACUUUUGGAAAAAAGAUAUAACAAUUGCAGCUACAAAUUUAUAUAUAACGCUCAAAAAGCAAUUGCACAAUUGCAUUGUAAAGAAUUAAAUUAGUAUAGAGAACAAAAUUAAUCUUGAAAAUUAAGAGAAUAAUUAAUUACAAAAAUAAAGAAAUCGAAUAAAAACAGCAAUUACAGCGUAAUGUUAGAUGCAUUUUUUAUGAGCAAAAAAAUGAUUAAAAGAAGAAGUUAAUUAACACGGGACGUAAAAAUCUCUACUUUUGCUAGAUUCCAAUUUUGUUCAGCGUUGCAAAAAUAGACGAGAAUAGAAAACCUAAUUAUUCCUAAUAAUAAAUGUUAAGGGGAAGUGAUUGCACCGUAAAGUGCAUAAAAAGAGUACGAUAUGUAGUACAUAUAGUGUGUAUUUAUAUAAUACGAUAUAUAUGUAAUACAUAUAAUGUAUUUAUGAUAAAUAGAAUAACAAUGUACAGCCAGGCAACAUUGAAUAAAAUCUGGACAUGCGUAUAAAAAAUA